AUGUGGGAACCUGUUUCUAUCCCUUUCCAAAGCGAUUCUUUGUCUCUGCCUCUGCCUCUGCCCACCAUAGAUGAGAUCCGGACUUGCCCCAACAUCUUAUGGGAAUGCUACUCCUCUAAAGUUGUAGCAGUGAAUGAUGCGGUUGUUGUCAAAUUUGGUAGGAUGGUAGACGCUAGCGAGGGCCAGGCGUUGAUUUACCUGGAACGAUAUGCUCCAGAGAUUCCAGCUCCUCGAUUGUACGCGAUGUUCAAGAGCUCUAGCGAGAUUUUCUUAAUAAUGCAGCGGGCACCUGGGAUACAGCUUGAUAAAAUCUGGCCAUCAUUAACCGAGUCUGAAAAAAUUGAUAUCUCAAUCAAACUCCGUCAAGUAUUUGAUGAUAUGCAGCAAGUCAAGUGCCCAUGGCCUGAUUUCUUUGGAGACUUGGGUGGUGGCGGCGUACAAGACCACCUAUUCUACAGCCCAGAUACCGCCAACCGAUACCUGGGACCUUUCUACGGUGAAGCUGCUUUUAUUGCCGGCUUUAUUGAUGACCAAAGUGGUCGAUCCUUCGAUAUUAUACUCGUGGACUGGGCAAAUGCAGGUUGGUACCCAGGUUACUGGGAGUUCUUUCGUGCCGCAUCCCCAAUGGGAUUUGAAUACGGUGAAGAUGACUGGUUCUGGCGAGCACAAGAGUUUCUACAGGUGUGGCCUGCUGAAUUGGCUUUAAUGAGAAUGAUCGACAAAGACAAUCGGGGUUAUUAA
Molecule: messenger RNA, 741 nt
Organism: Trichophyton benhamiae CBS 112371
Lineage: Eukaryota; Fungi; Ascomycota; Eurotiomycetes; Onygenales; Arthrodermataceae
Exons: 2
Coding region: 1-741 (246 amino acids)
Source: RefSeq, a predicted model, not a curated record